AUGAAUAAUAUAACAUCGAUUACCAAUAGAAUGUCGUUGAGGAGUAGCACAAAUGGAGCAUCUACAACAACAGCAACACCAACAAUGUCAAUGUCAAAUCAAGUAGUUGGUGGUGGUAAUAACAACAAUGUAAAUGGUACCAAUGUCCAGAGUGUUGGAAGUUCAGGUGGUAGUUCUAUCGGUUCAAAUAAUAGUGGAUCAAAUAAUUUACAUUCAAAUAACAACAACAAUAACCAUAAUAAUAACAUUAAUAAUAAGAAUAAUAAUAAUAGUAAUAAUAACAAUGCAAAUCUAAAUAAUCUAAAUGGUAAUAAUAAUUUCAAGAAAAAAGAAUACUCAAAAACGAAAGCAUUCUUCAUUGAAGAGCGACACAAAGACAAUGCAACUCCCGAUUUACAACGUACGAAAAUCGCAAAAUGGAGAAUGAGAGAAAGAAUGAAAACAGUUAGUGUAGCUUUAGUAUUAUGUUUGAAUAUUGGUGUUGAUCCACCCGAUGUUAUAAAGACAUAUCCAUGUGCAAGAAUGGAGUGUUGGAUCGAUCCGGCUGGUUCGCAACCACCACAGAAAGCACUCGACCUGAUUGGUAAGACGCUACAGGAACAGUACGAAAAGUGGCAGUCGAAAGCGAGAUACAAGCAAUCGUUGGAUCCAACUGUCGAAGAGGUCAAGAAGCUGUGUCUCUCGUUGCGUCGUAACGCCAAAGACGAGCGAGUUCUCUUCCACUACAACGGACAUGGUGUACCAAAGCCAACGACCAACGGUGAGAUCUGGGUGUUCAAUCGCACCUACACUCAGUACAUCCCGUUGUCGAUCUACGAGUUGCAAACCUGGAUGGGAACACCUUCGAUCUAUGUGUUUGAUUGUUCCGCUGCCGGUCUGAUUGUCAAUUGGUUCAAUCAGUUUGCUGAGCAACGCGACAAGGAUAUGGAGAGAUUCAUGGCUGCCAACGGUGGAAUGAAUCCAGGCCAGAUGGGUGGCGGUGGUGCCGGAGCUGCUGGUGGCAGCGGAACGGGCGGUGGCGCAGCCAAUGGAAAUGGUGGCGCGAACGGCGGCGGCAGUGCGGCCAAUGGAAGCAAUCCUCAGCAAGCAAACGGAGCGGCAUCGGCAACACCAACUAGCUCACAUCGUGACUGUAUUCUUCUGGCUGCCUGCUCGGCCAACGAGAUUCUCCCGAUGAAUCCCGACUUCCCAGCGGAUAUGUUCACCGCGUGUCUCACAACACCGAUUCGCAUUGCACUGCGUUGGUUCUGUUCACAUUCGAUCCUCAUUGGAAUCACACCGGACAUGCUCGAUCGCAUUCCCGGAAAUCUAAGUUCACGUCGUACUCCACUCGGUGAGUUGAAUUGGAUCUUCACUGCGGUGACCGACACGAUCGCCUGGAAUGUACUCCCAAGAAACCUCUUCCAAAAGUUGUUCCGUCAGGACUUGCUGGUAGCUUCGCUCUUUAGAAACUAUCUACUCGCCGAGAGAAUUAUGCGUUCUGCCAACUGCACACCGAUCUCCUGUCCAAAGCUGCCACCAACCUACCAGCACCCGAUGUGGCAAGCAUGGGAUUUGGCAGCCGAUUUGGUUAUCUCUCAGUUGCCCACACUGCUCGCUGACCCCGAUGCCGAAUUCAAGUCGUCGCCAUUCUUCACCGAACAACUGACAGCAUUCGAAGUUUGGCUCGAAUUUGGACACGAGAAUAAAGAUCCACCUGCACAACUCCCAAUCGUUCUCCAGGUGCUUCUCAGUCAAGCACAUCGUCUGCGUGCUCUGGUGUUGCUCGGAAGAUUUUUAGAUCUCGGACCAUGGGCUGUCAACUUGGCACUGUGCGUCGGUAUCUUCCCGUACGUCUUGAAGCUUCUACAGUCGCCAGCAGGAGACUUGCGUCAUAUUUUAGUAUUUAUUUGGGCAAAGAUUUUGGCACUCGACAAAUCGUGUCAACUCGAUCUCGUCAAAGAGAAUGGACACACCUAUUUUAUUACAGUACUUUCCUCGCCAAUGGUACCAGCUGACCAACGUACAAUGUCAGCUUUUGUUCUCUCGACCAUCUGUAACAAUUGUAGACCCGGUCAAAAUGCAUGUUUGAUCGGUAAUCUCUUGCCUGUCUGUUUGUCACAGGUGAACGAUCCCGAUCCUAUGGUUCGUCGUUGGAUGAUUCUCUGCAUGGCCAAGAUGUGGGAGAAUUUCGAGGAGGCCAAAUGGGUUGCAAUCAAAGAGAAUGCCCACGAGAAACUUUGUUUGUUACUCACUGAUAUUUGUCCAGAGGUUCGUUCCGCAGCGGUUUACGCACUUGGCGAACUGAUCGGUGGAGCAGAGGGUAGCGAGCAGCGAACCAACAUCGAGUUGAAUCUCGGAUUGACACUCCCAGUCAUCACAGCCGAUUGCUCGCCAAUGGUACGUAAGGAGCUCAUUAUAUCGCUCUCGCGUAUCGUCAACUCGUACGAAUCCAACUUUUUGUUUGUCGCGCAAGAGAUUGCACAGGAGGAGCGUCUUCGUGUCCAAUUCGAAGCGAAGCGUCUCGAAGAAGCAAGAAAGAAUAAGAAGCGAAUUUCAUCGUCGUCAAAGAUGGGCGAUUCACUCGACGACAGUCUGACCAGUGAAUACAAUCGACAACAACAAUCAUCACAGAGCUCGGUAUAUGGAUGUCUUUGGAAGAUCAUCCUCAAUCUCUGUUCCGAUCCAUUCACACAAGUAUCGCAACGCGCACAGUCUAUUGUAAAUAGAAUCCAAGCCAAGUUCACCAACGAAGAACUGAUAUCAUCACCAACUCUCAGCAAAUCGACUAGUUCUCUCGCCAACUCCACUACCUCCACACUCAAAAACACAUUUGUGCGUAUCACCAAGCAGGAUCCACGUUCCUCUCCGUCGAAAGCCAAGAUUCUCGGUCAACAGCGAUCUCCAAAUCUCUCGCAUUCCACCCCGGGAGUUCCAAACAAUCCAUCGUAUCUCAAUCUGCAGGCAGGCGUAAGCAACCAGGCCGGUGGAACCAACGGCAGCAGCGCACACUCCUCUGGCCAAUCAGAGAGUGGCAUGCCAUUCGACGAAGACGAACUCUACUCUGAUUUCUACGAGUGGAGCUGUGCCUAUUUCUCAAAGCCAAUGAUGCAACCCACCGAAGAUCUAGAGUCACCGGAAUCGAUUGAAAAGAAAUGGCGUCACCAACGUAAUGAAUCGAUCAUUCAUGAAUCACGUGAAUCUGUACAGAAUAUAAUCAAUCAACAAUCGAAAUCAUUCCCUCAGAUCGGCAUCUUCUCAGAGAACAACGGAGUACCCGUAGCUCAUCUCACUUUCCACCCUUUCGAACCACUCUUGAUUACCUCGGACGGACAAGACAACAUCAGCGUCUGGAAUUGGGAGGAGAGUUAUCGUGUAAAUUCAUUUGCCAAUUGUAAUCUACCUGGCACCAGAAUCACUUCAAUGAAGUUGCUCAACGAUUUCGAUUCCGGUAUGCUAAUGACUGCCGCCAACGAUGGUGUCGUACGUAUUUGGCGUGGCUAUGAGCCAGAUCACCGUGUAAAGAUGGUCAGCUCUUGGCGUGCAUUCCCCGAGUAUGUCACAACGGGUGCUGAGCCGAUUGGUCGUCUUGUCCUCGAUUGGAAGCACGACAGUGGAUUGGCAUUGGUCAGCGGAGAAACACCGGAUUUCCCCAAGAUUCGAAUUUGGGACGUCGAAAGAGAACUCGGUGUUCAGGAUAUCAACCUGCAGACAAAGGGCUAUGUUACAGCACUCACCAACGAAAAAGGUGGACCUCUCUUUGCAGCCGGUUUCGACGAUGGUCUUGUCAAACUCUUUGAUUUCAGAAUUGCCAGCAAGAACUGCUGUGUAUCUACGUUUGCCGAACACAAGUCGUGGAUCGUCAAUCUCUCGAUGCCAUCGUCUCACGAGAGAACCGUUAUCUCUGGUGCCGCCAGUGGUGAAAUUAAAUUCUGGCAGUCUGGUUGCGAAUCAUCGUCAAACACCAUUCUCAACACUGACUUUGGUUCGAUCUCAUCGUUUGCAGUUCACGACUCUGCUCCACUGAUUGCAUGUGGUUCACUUUCUCAAAAGAUUCGUGUCUUGAAUUUCGUUGGCGAGGAAAUCAGUAUCAUUAGAUAUCACGAAGGAUUUUUAGGACAAAGAAUAGGUCCCGUUUCAAGUUUAGCAUUCCACCCAUACAGUGUAAUUUUAGGUGCAUGUGCACAAGACUCAAUAAUCAGCAUUUACUCUAGUGAUCCAAAGGCUAAACCAGAAUAUUAA
This is a messenger RNA of Heterostelium album PN500, 4221 nucleotides long. It is a transcript of the gene raptor, whose product is annotated as WD40 repeat-containing protein. Gene Ontology annotation, biological process: cellular response to amino acid stimulus; positive regulation of protein serine/threonine kinase activity; positive regulation of cell growth. Gene Ontology annotation, cellular component: TORC1 complex; cytoplasm. The transcript is spliced from 2 exons. Gene Ontology annotation, molecular function: protein binding; protein-macromolecule adaptor activity. The record is from RefSeq and is a predicted model, not a curated record. NCBI's taxonomy places the organism in Eukaryota, Evosea, Eumycetozoa, Acytosteliales, Acytosteliaceae. Bases 1 to 4221 code for a protein of 1406 amino acids.